This is a messenger RNA of Lathyrus oleraceus (garden pea), 1482 nucleotides long. RefSeq names its product E3 ubiquitin-protein ligase ATL6. The record is from RefSeq and is a predicted model, not a curated record. Lineage: Eukaryota; Viridiplantae; Streptophyta; Magnoliopsida; Fabales; Fabaceae. The transcript has a single exon. The coding region runs from base 216 to 1310 and encodes 364 amino acids.
UUAAUACUCAAAGUGGACCCCAUUUUCAGUGACUUUAUUACCCGACCCAAAUUACACGACAUCUUCCUAAUCAAAUUGUCCUAAACAAACACACACAAAAAAACCCUUUAUGUCUUUUUAUUCUCACUCACAAACCAAACCAUUCAUUUCAUUUCAUAUAUAACCUCUCACCCUUCACUUCUUUACACUCAUUCUUCCUCACAAUUUCAUCAACAAUGGAUAAUCAAAAUGACAGAACUAUUCCUCUAUGUUUUGUCUUCAUGUUUCUGUUUUUCUCCGGUAUCCCCUUCGCCGGAGCACAAUCAGUCGACGGUAAAACAAACGACGACAACUAUUACAACCGGGUAAGCCCCUCCAUGGCGAUAAUAAUUGUCAUACUCAUCGCGGCUCUCUUUCUGAUGGGAUUCUUCUCAAUCUACAUCCGUCAAUGCGCUGAUUCACCUUCAAACAGCAUCCGCAACAUAGCUGGAGUCACAGGACGAUCACGACGCGCGGCGCGUGGUCUCGAUGCUUCGGUCAUUGAAACAUUUCCGAUCUUUGAAUACUCGUUUGUGAAGAUUCACAAAAUUGGAAAAGGUACUUUAGAAUGUGCUGUGUGUUUGAACGAGUUCGAAGAAACUGAAACGCUGCGUUUGAUUCCGAAGUGUGAUCACGUGUUUCACCCAGAGUGUAUUGACGAGUGGCUCGGUUCUCAUACGACUUGUCCGGUUUGCAGAGCCAACUUGGUUCCUCAACCUGGUGAAUCGGUUCAUGGAAUCCCGUUGUUGAAUACCGAACAGCAAGAUAUCGAGGCUCAAAACGACGUAGUUGAGUCUCUUCCUGAAAAUGAUGGUUCUGUUAAAGAGUCAACCGAACCGGAAGUGUUGAGCGUUAAAGAGACGCUGAACCGGAACCGCACGAGAGGCUCCCGGUCUGGUAGGCCACGUUGGUUUCCGCGGUCUCAUUCGACCGGCCAUUCGUUGAUUCAACCGGGUGAGAAUACUGAACGCUUUACUUUGAGGCUGCCUUUAGAAAUGAGGAAACAGAUAUUGCAGAACCCGGAAUUGCAUCGGGCUAGAAGCUUGGUUGCGUUGCCAAGAGAAACUAGUUCGCGGAGGGGAUAUCGAACCGGUGGUGGGGAGGGGAGUAGCAGAGGGAAGUCCGUAAGAGGGUUGGACCGGGGUUUUAAAUCAGACCGGUGGGUUUUCACCAUGGCGCCUCCUUUUCUUGUGAGAGCGUCGUCGAUUAGGUCACCGAGGGUGGCUAAUAGUGCUGGGGAAGGUACUUCCGCAACGGCGGCGGCUGUUGACUCACCGCGCCCUCCGGUUUGACUUACUGCUUCUACCUGCACUCCCGAUGCUUACGAUUUUAUUGUAUUUAUUUUAAUUUUUUUAUAUCUCGAAUUAGUUUUUGUUUUAGUUAAAAUUUAUAAAAUGUGUAUAAUGUAGCACAUUAUUAUCUUAAGAUAAAUAUAGUCAUGAUAUACUGACAAUUUCAUGACCA